Molecule: messenger RNA, 1581 nt
Organism: Psylliodes chrysocephalus
Lineage: Eukaryota; Metazoa; Arthropoda; Insecta; Coleoptera; Chrysomelidae
Source: the annotation of a GenBank genome assembly
AUUAAUCAGUCCGUCGCCCAGAGAUAUUCUUAAAACAAUAAAAUAUACUUACCAUGUACACAUAAUUGUAUUAGUUUACAUCUAAAUUUUUUAGAGCAUACAAUACAUAUUUUCUAUUUAACUUUCUUUGACAUGCCGUUGUGAACACAACAGAAUUUUCCUAUUUGUCAUGAAAUUUAAAAUCCUAUUGUUUAAAGAAUUUAUAAAUAAUGUAACAUUUAAAAUAAUAUUUUUAUUGCAAUGACAUCAACGAUACAAUAAUGUUAUUUAUGUGUAUAUUCUUUUUGUCUAGUUUUCUAAUAAUAAAACAACAUUUUGUUUUUGCGAAUGUACCGGUUGUUUUCAAUGAAACUUUAUCGAAACAACGAAAUUCGGAAGAAAAUCGUAAUUUAAAUGUAUCGCAAAUUGUAGAAAGAAGUUUAGUGCCUAAAAAUGAUUCAAGUAAGCUGUUGAAUGAAACAAAGCCUAUUAGAUUCGACGAUUUCAAACCAAGCCCACAAUUUGGAUACGGAUAUGAUGAAAAUGAAAAAUCUCGAACUGCAUCUUUCAAUAGCAACUGGAUGGUAAAUGAGUGGAAAGGAAAUCCGAAUAGACAAGAAAAUAUCUACGAACAAUCACCGAAAAAUCAAAUAAAAUUUCCAGUUACAGUAGAAAGACCGUAUAUAUUUGAAAAUAACAACGAGAAUUUUCCACCAGUCAGCAAUUCAAUAGAUUUUACUCACAACCAAACACCAUACAAACCUAACAUCAAACCUCAAGAAAAUAUUUGGAAAAAAAUAUUUGGCUUUACUGGUUUCGAAAAUAAGCAAAAAUCUUUUUAUGAAAGUUAUCCAGAACAACCUUUUUAUAACAAUUAUGAGCAUCAUGAACAUGAACAUGAACCACCAAGAGAAUACCAUCAUGAUGUGGGACAUUAUGGAGGUGGAAUAAGUCCAUUCAAAAAAAUUCUUAAAGUGUUGGCAACCAUUAUCCCUAUUGGUUUGUUUAUAAGUGCUUUGACUCCAACUAUUAUUACUGUUUCCACAGUAAAUGAUACGAGAAACCGUAAUAAUAGAAAAUUUGAAGUAGAAGAAAUUGUUAAAAAAAUAACACCUUCCAUAAACUCACUAGCAAAAUUAGAACAAGAAGGAUGCGAACAAAAAGUUUUUUGUGAGUUAAUGGUUAACUCUAUGUUUUCUAAAAAUGCUGAAGACCAUAUAAAAAAUUUGCUACAUAAUUUUAUAAGUAGAAAAGAAAAAGAUGAUGGAACCAUUUCGAUAAAAAUUUUAGAAGCAGUGAAGAAACAAGAUUGUUCUCCACUUAUUUGCAAUACAAAAGAAGAUCCAAUUUAAAGUACUUAAAAAAAUAGUUCUACUAAGGUUUUAAAUAUGCGAUUGUUUACUGUAGAGUGUAAGGCAACAAAAUGGUGAUGAAAUUAAAUGUUGUUUUUCAUGGACAUUAGAAAUAGUUUAACUACAAUACCUACAUGAAAGUAUAAUGUUAGUUUAAAGUGAUAUAAUGAAUGAAUGAUAUUUAUAAAUUUUUUUUUAACUACUGUAACAAAUUAAUAAUAUUGUCUUAAUGACAUUUAAAAAGUUGAUG